AUGUUCAAUCAAGAGAAACUCAUGCAUUACCAAGUGGAACAACAACCAUCAUGGAGCUACUACAUGACAAGAGUAACAAGAACAAUGGAAGAAGAUGAAAUGGAGAGAAUAAUGAGAUUAGCUACACAGAAUGCUGUUGUGAUAUUCAGCAUUAGUAGUACUAGUUGUAUGUGUCAUGCAAUGAAGAGCUUGUUUAGUGGAAUGGGAGUGAAUGCAAUGGUUCAUGAACUUGAUCAAGAUCAUAAACCAUUCAUGAUGAGGUUACUUGGAAAUUCAACAUCACUACCUGUUGUUUUCAUUGGUGGGAAAUUAGUUGGUUCGAUGGAUACAGUUUUGGCUUUUCAUAUCAAUGGUUCUCUUGUUCCUCUUCUCAAACAUGCUGGUGCUUGGUGGCUCUAA
Messenger RNA from Lathyrus sativus (Indian pea), 399 nucleotides. The record is from the annotation of a GenBank genome assembly. NCBI's taxonomy places the organism in Eukaryota, Viridiplantae, Streptophyta, Magnoliopsida, Fabales, Fabaceae.